Messenger RNA from Pelagomonas calceolata, 1251 nucleotides. The record is from the annotation of a GenBank genome assembly. Lineage: Eukaryota; Pelagophyceae; Pelagomonadales; Pelagomonadaceae.
GCCUCCCCAAUAGGCGUCCGCACGAUCACAUACGCGCAAACCUAGACAUACUGUCCUUCGAUCGACGUACCAGCCUCCGCGAAAGCCCUGCUUGUAUACGUAGGCCGGGUUGCAGCUUUGGCCCAACCAGUACUCCAGAGCCAAAAGAGUCCCAGUCCAUCCGCGGCGGGGAUAAACGCUAGACAUCGUAAAAAGACAGCAAAAUGGCCGCCCUGGCCGGCGCCUGGGCGCGCGAGGUCGCCGCCGACGCCUGGCCCGGCCCCGUCAACGAAGGCGCACCGAGAGCUACACGAUUGUUUGUGGCCGGCGGCGCUACCCACGCGGGCAAGUCGACCGUUUGUUUAGGCAUCCUCCAAGCAGCUCUGGAAAAGUACGGCGCUUCCAAUAUAGCCUACGUCAAGGCCGCCACCCAAGAUGAAAGAGAAGACACGGUGUCGCGGUGGUGCUCUACAAAUAAAGUCGAGUAUCGUUCGGGAAAGCAUUGUCCUAUUGUGUACUACGCGGGCUUUACAAGAGCGUUCCUCGACGGCUCGGCGGGCACGUCGGCCCAGUGGUUGGAUAGAGUCGCAUCAGUAGUGGACGACCUCGCCCAGAACCGGAAAUUCGUGCUGGUGGACGGCGUCGGCUUCCCGGCCGUCGGGAGCAUCUGCGGCACGUCGAACGCGGAUGUCGCCAAACGCCUCGAGGCGCCCGUUUUGUUAGUGGUGAAGGCGGGCGUCGGGGCUGCUAUCGACGAGGCGAAUUAUGGCACGGCCUUCUUCGGGUCGCGGGACGUGCCCGUGCUAGGCGUCGUCUUGAACAGAAGCGCCUCUCAGGGCUUCUACGCUAGAGAGAAGAUUCUCGCGCCCGUGCACGCGUACUUCGCCAAAACUAGAUUGGGGCUGUACGGCGUCAUUCCCGACGAGCCGUCGCUGACGAAUCUGAGGAACGAGGCCGCGUCGUCGGACAUCGACACGGCACCGGUUGCAACUCACGUGCGGAAGCACGUCGAUGUCGAGCAAUUGAUGUCAGACGCGGCGCGCGACCCCUGGAAUUCUCGUAGAGCGCCGCCCUCCUCUACAGCAAUGGACGCCAUCGACGCCGACGAUUUGCGGCUGCGCAUCCAGCAGGCCGCGGCGCAGCUGGGGGCCGAGGUCGUCAAGGAGAAGUGCUGAGGCGGCGGGUGAAGUCGUAUUCCUCCCCCUUGCGUGAUUCGUGACGGCCCGUACCUACUCAGUAGUGGGGUGCGGGCCCGAGUAAUUGCUCCAUUUA